CUCUCUCUCUCUCUCUCUCUCUCUCUCGUACUAACAAACUACUUAAAAAACAGAAGCUACAAACCCCUCCUCUUUCUCCUACCUCCGCACCCUCCCUCCCCCUCCCACGCCGAGACCUCGAUCCGCCCCAUCCAUGGCGGAAUCCGAGGAGAUAGAGGAAGGGAAGAGGCGGAGGAGGAGAGUGAGUGCGGCGGAGGCGGAGGCGGGGGCGGAGGCGGAGGCGAGGGACCCGGCGACGGCGCUGGGGCCGGACGUGGUGGAGAGGGUGCUGGGGGCGUCGGACGCACGCAGCGUGGCACGAUCCGCGGCGGUGUCUCGUGCGUGGCACGGGAUCGCCACGAGCGACCGCCUCUGGGCUCCCAAGUGUGAGGAACUGUGGAAGGGGAAGGCACAUAUCCCCCGCUUGUCAAUGUUACGUGGAGCCUCGAGAUUGACGGUUUAUUCUAUGUCCAUCAUGGAUGGACAACGGGCCCGCGUAGCGAAGGAUGAUCUCUGUGAUCAUGUUUGGGAAUAUCGUUUCAAAAAGACAGCUCCAGAAUACUGGCGCAACCUCGACCCUUCCUGGAAGGGCACAGGCCCGCCAAUGCGCCGCUACUUCCACCUCAAUGGGUCUCACACUGCGGACCCUGACGACAAAGUUUGGGGCGGGCAUGAGUGCACCUUCUCAAUCGUUACGAGCUAUGUGGGCGACGGGCAAAUAAGGGAGCACUACGUGAGGAUCAACCGGUGGCCCCCAAUGCGAGUCUCGAGGAAGGAGGAUUGGAGCUGGGAGAUGUCGAACAACCUUUAUGUCUACAACAGUGUUCCUGAUGCAGAGAAAGGCAUUACAGGUCCUCUCUUUCCUGUCUGGUGACUCUAUUGCUUGUUUACCCUACUAAGAACUAAACUUGUAUGUAUCAUGUAAUAUAUGGUAUGUCGAAGGUAAAAUUAGUUUGUUGAACUUUCCUCUGUAUAUACAACCAGUUUGUUGAACUUUCCUCUGUAUAUACAACCAGUUUGUUGAACUUUCCUCUGUAUAUACAACCGAGAAAUAAUACUAUGUACUUUGUACAGUAGUACCUACAUCUCUUAUGUUUCAAAUAAACCUUUUAUGGCCAGCCAACUUUUACACA
This is a messenger RNA of Ananas comosus (pineapple), 1112 nucleotides long. RefSeq lists its product as uncharacterized. Bases 134 to 853 code for a protein of 239 amino acids. Lineage: Eukaryota; Viridiplantae; Streptophyta; Magnoliopsida; Poales; Bromeliaceae. Gene Ontology annotation, molecular function: protein binding. The record is from RefSeq and is a predicted model, not a curated record. The transcript has 4 exons.